Molecule: messenger RNA, 1545 nt
Organism: Rhodofomes roseus
Lineage: Eukaryota; Fungi; Basidiomycota; Agaricomycetes; Polyporales; Fomitopsidaceae
Product: cytochrome-b5 reductase
Exons: 7
Coding region: 257-1303 (348 amino acids)
Biological process (GO): ergosterol biosynthetic process
Molecular function (GO): cytochrome-b5 reductase activity, acting on NAD(P)H
Source: RefSeq, a predicted model, not a curated record
AUACUUAGGCUUGCUGUAGGUCGGGAAAGCUUGAAUGGGGAACAUUAGCUAGAGACUUGGAUCUAGUCGAGUUCGCCUGACGUGCUUUGGACACAAUGGUGGUAUGAGCAGAAGUUGAAGAUGUACGGAGGAUGUGCUGUGUGGCGGCGGCAUUCACCGAUGCAGAGCGCCUGGCAGGGCGGCGGCCGUUGAGUGAAUAAUUCCCAGCGCGAGAGCGGCCGGCGCAGCGUACGCACUCUCUUCUCCGCCGUCCACCAUGUCCUUCAUUCGUGCUGCCGCCCCUGCUCGUGCAUCCCGUCUCAACCAGCUCGCCACCAGCGCGCGCCGCUAUGCGAGCACCGAGCCGGGUGCCCAGAAGUCGUCCUCCAGCUUCCCGCUCAUCAUCGGCGGUGCAGGCAUUGUCGGCCUCGCGGGUUACAUCUACCUGAACGGACUCGGACUCGGCGCGAAGAGCACGGCAGCCCCGGCGGCCGGCGCAGGCAAGGCGUACACGCCCGCGACGAACACGACCUCGCCGCUCGACCCGUCCAAGUUCAUCGACCUCCCGCUCAAGUCCAUCGAGCCCUACAACCACAACUGCGCCAUCUACAGCUUCGCAUUGCCCGACAACCAGGCGGCCCAGCUCCCGGUCGCGUCGUGCGUGUACCUCGAGGCGAGCGAGAACCACCAGAAUGCGCUUCGCGACGAGAAGGGCAAGCCCGUUCACCGCCCGUAUACUCCCAUCAGCCCGAGCGACUACCCCGGCGAGGUCAAGUUCCUCAUCAAGCGGUAUGAGGGCGGCAAGAUGAGCCAGUACAUCCACAGCUUGAAGCCUGGUGAGCCGCUGGCGAUCAAGGGCCCGCUGCCCAAGAUUAAGUACGAGAUCAAUAAGUGGGAGGAGGUCGGCAUGAUUGCGGGAGGUAGCGGCAUCACACCGAUGUACCAGAUCGUCAACUACGCACUGUCCGACCCAAGCAACAAAACAAAGUUUACCCUCAUCUUCGCGAACGUCGAGGAACGCGACAUUUUGCUUAAGGACGAGUUUGACGCGCUGAAGAAGAAGCACCCGGACAGCUUCAAUGUCGUCUACACUCUGGACAAGCCCGGCGAGGGCUGGAAGGGCUACAAGGGGUAUGUGAACAAGGACAUGUUGAUGCAGCACAUCCCGCCGCCGAACCUCGGCGAGAAGGCUAAGGUCUUCAUUUGCGGUCCCCCGGGCCAGGUGAGCGCGAUUGCGGGGAAGAAGGACGGCAUGAAGCAGGGUCCCGUCGGGGGUAUCCUAAAGGAGCUUGGGUACACGGAGGACCAGGUCUUCAAGUUCUGAGAGCGUGCUGGGCAGAAUACAAUAGCGAUGCGAGAGCUGCUGUAUCGUGUUACAAUUCUCUGCGCAUGAAACACUUGCAUUGCUUUGUCUGAUACCACAUCGGCGAGCCAGAAACGCCGACGAACUAUAACGUGCACGUGACCGUGUCCGGGCGCCAGAAGGUGGGCUCGGAUGGAGGUGUCGGGAGCGGGUGAGUCUAACACGUCCGAACUAGACUGACAUCAUUUGCUUCAGACGCAGUG